Molecule: messenger RNA, 337 nt
Organism: Marmota flaviventris (yellow-bellied marmot)
Lineage: Eukaryota; Metazoa; Chordata; Mammalia; Rodentia; Sciuridae
Source: RefSeq, a predicted model, not a curated record
GCCGAACUUGGCCGCGCACAUGCCCGCCGCCGCCCUCAACGCCGCUGGAAGUGUCCACUCGCCUUCCACCAGCAUGGCAGCAUCCUCCCAGUACCGCCAGCUGCUGAGUGACUAUGGGCCACCAUCGCUGGGCUACACCCAGGGAACUGGAAAUAGCCAGGUGCCCCAGAGCAAGUAUGCAGAACUGCUGGCCAUCAUCGAAGAGCUGGGGAAGGAGAUAAGACCCACCUAUGCAGGGAGCAAGAGCGCCAUGGAGAGACUAAAACGAGGCAUCAUUCACGCACGAGGACUGGUUCCGGAGUGCUUGGCUGAAACGGAACGGAAUGCCAGGUCCUAG